Molecule: messenger RNA, 1194 nt
Organism: Penicillium cataractarum
Lineage: Eukaryota; Fungi; Ascomycota; Eurotiomycetes; Eurotiales; Aspergillaceae
Exons: 2
Coding region: 1-1194 (397 amino acids)
Biological process (GO): peptidyl-serine phosphorylation; peptidyl-threonine phosphorylation
Molecular function (GO): protein serine/threonine kinase activity; ATP binding
Source: RefSeq, a predicted model, not a curated record
AUGGAUGUUCAACGCCAAUUCCCUACUGUGCAUUGGAUUUGGGGGGGAGGAAUUUCUUUUGUUUACGAGGUCCAUCCUUUAAUUGUGGUAAAGGUCCCGAAAUCUGGAGAGUUUGAGAGAGAGCAAUUCCAUAAAGAGCUAGAGAUAUAUCGAAUAUUCGCACAAAAUCGGCCUUGUCCGUCUAUCGUGCAAUGUUUCCUCUUUUCGGACAACGGCAUCUUCCUCGAGUACAUGAGAGACAUGUCACUUUCUUCUAGAAUACAGAAAAACCAUGUUCGAGACCAGGAAACCAUGGUGGUUACGAAAGUGGAAAAGUUGGAACCUCUGUCCUUGCGCAAGGAAUGGAUGAACGACCUCGCUGAAGCUGUCGCUUUCCUGGAAUCACUUAACCUCGCUCACGGCGACCUACGACCGGAAAACAUCCUACUUGAUCGCAACCGAUUAAAACUAUCGGAUUUUGAUUGCGCGGCUGAAAUCGGAACAAAUUACGAAGCAUGCAUGGCUCCAUAUGGCAGGAUACUUAAUAGUAAUGACGUGGACCAAGGAGAGUGUGGAACUUUCGGUUUCCUGAGCCCUCGAACAGAGCAGUUCGCGCUCGGUUCUUUGUUCUAUCUCAUAAACUAUGGCUUUGAAGUCUAUGGGGAUCGAUGUCUUACAGAGGAUCCCUACGAGCAUGGUCCUAAGGUCGUGGACUUACUACAGAACAUGGAGUUUCCAAAAUUGGAUGGCGAUCCAUUAAUUGACAGUGUCAUCAAGAAGUGCUGGCAUCACAAAUAUGUCACGGUUUCAGAAUUGGCCGCGCACACAAAAAGGCUUUUGCAUGAAAGAACCGAUCCGGCAGGAAGUAACGGAGAAGGAAACAGAGAGGAAGGAAACAAUGGAUUGAAAUCCCCCGUCAAAUUAUCUUUCAUCGUCUGGUGGCGUAUGGUUAUGGGCCGCCUAAUUCACGGGGUAUGGCAUGGCCUUGUUAAGUUGUGGACGUCGUUAUCACACAGGACCAAGGGCAAGGUAGCAAUCACUGAGCGAGCUCAAGACGACAACCCUGAUGACGUGGAUAGAAACCUGGAGGAGGAAUUUCUUUCCAAAAGAGGAGUCUGCCUGGACUUGGAGAGGCGUGGACUUCUUCGUCUACUUUGUUCGGGUGAGCCUGAGCAAAUUGGGUUUACCUUUGACUGGUAUAGACACAGUCUCUGA